Messenger RNA from Blepharisma stoltei, 3825 nucleotides. Lineage: Eukaryota; Ciliophora; Heterotrichea; Heterotrichida; Blepharismidae. The record is from the annotation of a GenBank genome assembly.
AUGGAAUCUUUCAGCAGUCCAUAUGGAUUUAUGUUUGACCAUCUUCAAGGAGUAUCUCUUACAUAGAUUGAAGACAUCGUCCUCAAUAUAAAUAAGCUUGCCAUGGAAGCUUUACAUGAAAACGACUUCAAUACCUCGGUGACUUUACUUCACAGAGCUAAUCAUAUGCUUAGACAGCAGCCUGUAAAUUUGCAAACAAUCAAGCUUAGAGCAAUUACUUUGAACAAUUUAGGAUGCCUAUAUAAAAGGACUAACCAAAAUCCUAACCCCCUUCAUCAGUGGCAAAGAAAGUUGGUUCGCUCUGAAGGGAUUAUAUAAAUUUUAUAGUGAAUUUUUUUUGGGAAAAUUUUAAAAAAAUUCUAACUCCCCCCAUCCUUGAUCGAAUGAUUGACUGUAAAAAUUCCUAAAAAUUGGGGAAAAUUAACCCCCAUCCUUGAUCGAACGAUUUUCAUAUCAUUCAAAUUUUUAUAUAUAUAAAAUAUAUUAGUUAUCAAAAGCUUGGGAAGAUGUACCUAAUGAAGUUUUUUUCAGAGUUUUGAGACGACAGAAAGCUGCGGAAUCAACCAUCCGAAGUGAUUUAGCCAUCAGCCUAGGCUUAAAAACCCAAUAAUCUAAAAAAUAGAGAUUCUUUAAAAUUUUAAAAAAAAAAAAUUUUAAUUCAAUAAGGAACAAAUUAAAAAUUUAUACAGUUUAAAUAGGGUAACUAAUAAAUCAAAUAUUAAAAAUUGGUAUUUUAUGAAAUUAAUUUAAUUUUUUGCUGAAAAAAAAUAAUUAUUAAAUACUCUUAACCCACUUAUUUAAAAGUAAAUAAAAAAAUAUAUAUAUAUAAUUUUUAUUUUUUUAUAUAUAAAUUUUUUUUUAAACCCCCAUCCUUGAUCGAACGAUGGCGAGUCGUUCGAUCAAGGAUGGGGGGGAGUAAGGAAAUAAAAAAUUAAUUCUAUAUACAAAUUUAUUUUUAAAAUGCAAUUGCACUAAAUUAUUCAGAAUAAGUUAGAUUUAAUUAUAUUAAUUAUCAUUUAUAUAUCAAAAUAACUUUUCACAAAUAAUUUUUGUAUUAAAAAAAUUGUUUGUUCGCUUCGGAGUGGCUUUAGGAAUUUUUUCCAAUGGUCACGGUUCACUCACGGAGGGAGAGUAAGGCUUUGCAAUUUCUGAAAGAAGCUUUGGAAUGCGAAAAGAAGUUACCAGGAGAUUAUACGAAUAUAGCAGGGACACAUCUUAAUAUAUGUGCAAUAAAAUCGCUACUGAACCAUCAUGAAGAGUCGUUAGCACAUGCACUUAAAGCGAUUAUAAUAUAAAAUGAAAAAUAGCCCUCUAAAUUUGUAGAAAAUAAAUUAUUUUAUUAAUAAUGAUUCUUUAUGGAGUAGAAUAAUAUUAUUCAGCAAAACCCUUUUUUAGAUGAAGAGCUUAUAAGAUCUCUUGUCGUAGCUUAUUAUAACGCAGGAACUGAGUACCAAUAUUUGCAUAGAAAUUCUGAAGCUACUGCAUUUUUAAGGCAUGGGCAUAAUUUGUCGUCAAAACAUUUAGGCAAAAACCACCCUUUAACUCUAAGUUUUGGGAUAGGAAAAAAUGAAAAAAAUAAGAAAUCUAAAAGAGGCAAAUUAAAGCCGAUUGAUUUUGAGUUGAUAAAUAAAAGUCUAGACCUUGAAGAAGAAAAAAUAGACCAAUCUGCUGAGAAAAAUGAAGAAUCAUUGCUGCCUGAUAUUUUUAGUAAAAGCAGAGCUCAGACUAUAAGAAACAACGAUGGGAUACAGCUGGAUACGACACCCUGGAUUGAUGAUGGCAAAGAAAAAAAAGUCAGAGGGUAUUUUAGCUCUUCAAGAAAUAAUAAAACAAAGAAAAUUCCUCUAGAAGAAAGGAAAAGCAUAUCAAAUGAAAUUUCAACGCCCAGAAGAUCAUAUAAAAUUCCUCAAACGUUGAGAGAAAAAAUUGAAAAAUUUUCAAUGUCCCCAAAGCAUGAAGACAGUUUUGAUAGAAAAUUAGGCCACAAGGCAGGAAAUAAAUCAGAAGGCCAAGUUGUUCCGUUUAAAUUCAAUUCAAGCCUUGAUAAAGACUCUCUGACACCAUCCAAAAAUAUCGUAAAAAAUAAAGUGAAUUCUCAAACAAGCACUAUUAAAUCAGACAAACAACUAAAGCCUAAAUCUCCAGCCAAAUUAAAUCCUAUCACAAAUAAAAAUCAAGCUAAACCUGCAGUUCAAAAUAUUUUUCAAAUAAAAAAAGACCAAAAUAAGUCUCCUUUUAUUACUUAUGAAAGUCCUAUUCCAACUGUGAAAAGAGACUCAACUAAUAGCACCCUGCCUGCAUUUUCAAAAGAUACUGAAAACAGCCCGAAUGUAAAAAAUCAUAAGUCAAGUAAUAGCUCUCUACCAAGGACUAAAGACUCAAGUAACAGCCCAUUUCCUAGCUCAAAAACUAAAGACUCAAGCAGCAGUCCUAUGCCCUCUUUUUCUCAAGCUUCUUUAGCUCAAACUCCUCCAAAAAAAGCAGUUUCUCCUUUAUCAAGUAAUGUAAAAACACGUUUAAAUUCUAUUGAUGAUAAAUUAUCAACACUGCAAGACAGAUUAAAUACGUUUGAAAAUAAGAUUCAGCCAUUAAAAGAAUUAACAGAAGUUGAAGAAGAUACCAUAAGCAAUAUAUCAGUUCCUCCGGAUAAUGCAGGAAAAAGAGUAGCAGCAGCAAUUAAAAUUCAAGCUAAAUUUAAGGGUUGAAAAGAGCAUCAAAAAUAUAAAAAAAUAAAGGAAAGCAUAUACCUUGCUCAAGCAAAAGAUAGCCUUAAUUGGCAUUUUUUUCAUAAUAAAUAAUUCUCGAAAUUAAUUGAAGAGGGAAUAAUAAAAAUACAAAAAAAUGUUAGGGGCUGAAUUUGCAAAAAAAAUUAUCAAAAAAUAAAGAAAAAUGCUAUAGUAAUACAAAAAUAUGUAAAAGGAUGAAUUUGUAGGGAAAAUUACGCGAAACUGAAGUUGGAGUUAAAAAAUCAAAAAAAUUUUGGUCAGCAGUUUGGCACAAGUUUGGUAAAAACAGAAGACAUACAGAGCCAAACAGAUUUAAACAUGCGUGAUCCAAUUUUGUCAGCAAUUCAUUUAGCUCCUUCAAAGACCUUACUCCCCCCCCCCUCCGUGAGUGAACAAAAAAAUUUUGUUCACUCACGGAGGGGGGUUAAUUUUUUUUUUUUAAAAUAUUUAUAUAUAAAUUUUAUAAAAAAAAUAUUUUUUUUCGAAAUUUAAAAAAAUCCUAAUUCACAAAAAUUGGAAAGCAAAUAUUAAUUUAAUUUAUAAAAAUUUAUGUUUUAAAAAGCAAUUCGUUUAAAAUUAAACAGAAUUAGCUCUAGAUUUCAUUAUACUAAUUAUCAUUUAUAUAUCAAAAUUUUUUUCCAUAAAAAAUUUUUCUAUUAAAAAAGUUUUUGUUCACUCACGGAGGGUGGGGUUUUUGGGCAAAAAAUAUAGGGAUUUUUCUAAUGGUUUUGUUCACUCACGGAGGGGGGGGGAGUUAGCAAAUAAAUCACUUUUAAGUAUUGUAUCAUUAAUCCAAGCCCACAUCAGAGGAUUUUUAAAGCGAAAAUGAUAUAAAAAAACUAAAAAUUCUAUCCUGUUAAUUCAAAGAGCAGCAAAAAAAUAUAAAUUUUGUCGGCUGUAUAAAGAAAUAUUGCAUGCAAUAAUUUUCAUCCAAGCCAUGUAUAGAGGCUACAGAGUCCGUAAGCAUUAUAAACGACCUUUAAAAUUUGGUGAAAAUGCUGUUUUCAAAUCUAUAAAGGUUUGGUAUUCUUUUCUUUCAAUGUACCCUAUAUAUUUUCUAUCAAGCCUGGUAUUUUUUAUUCACCUUAUAAAAAUAUAA